Molecule: messenger RNA, 1497 nt
Organism: Rosa chinensis
Lineage: Eukaryota; Viridiplantae; Streptophyta; Magnoliopsida; Rosales; Rosaceae
Exons: 3
Coding region: 1-1497 (498 amino acids)
Biological process (GO): DNA repair; telomere maintenance
Molecular function (GO): DNA helicase activity
Source: RefSeq, a predicted model, not a curated record
AUGGCUUUGGUUCAAAAGUAUGGCAGACCAGAUUUGUUUAUCACUAUGACAUGUAACCCGAAUUGGGAAGAAAUUAAAAGUGAGCUACUCCCUGGACAAACAUCACAAGAUCGUCCAGAUUUAGAGGUCAGGGUAUUUCAUUCAAAACUUGAGCAACUAAAAGAAGACAUCAUCACCAAAGGGGUAUUGGGAAGAGUUAUUGCUCAUGCUUUCGUCGUUGAAUUUCAUAAACGGGGCCUACCACAUGUACACAUGCUGGUCAUGUUGGAUGAAAAUGAUAAGCUUAAUAACCCUGAAGAUUAUGACAGCAUUGUUAGAGCAGAAAUAUCAGAUAAAGAUGAAGAGCCUCAACUUUAUGAUCUGGUGUUGAAACAUAUGAUUCACGGUCUAUGUGGAACCUUAAACCAACAGUCUUCAUGUAUGAAAAAUGGGAGAUGCAAUAAAAGUUAUCCAAAAUCAUUUGCAAAUUUCACUGUGCAAGGAAACAAUGCAUAUCCUAUAUAUCGAAGACGAGCAAGUCGCUUACCAGUCCCUCUACGUAGAUCUGGAGACACAAUGGCGGAUAAUAGUUGGGUUGUUCCUUAUAACCCGUGGUUGUUGCUACGGUAUGAUUGUCACAUCAAUGUUGAAAUUUGUGGGAGCAUAAAGAGUGUCAAAUACUUAUAUAAGUAUGUCUACAAAGGUCCUGAUAGAGUUGCAGUUCAAGUGCAAUCUGACCCGGAGUUCGAUGAAAUAAGACAAUUUGUCGAUGCAAGAUUCGAUGCAAAUGAGACUGUAGAAGACAGUCUAGCAGAUGAGCAUGCACAGAAGUCUAUGCUUACUGAAUAUUUCACCAUGAACCGUAUGGAUUCGAAAGCAAGACGAUAUCUGUAUCAAGAAUUCCCUCAAUACUAUGGGUGGGAUAAUUAUUCUUCUUCAAGUGAUAUUGUUGAUAUUUCUGUCAGAAACAGGCUACUUCGAGAUCUAAACAGAAUGCUAGAACAAUUUAAUAAGGGCAAUGGAGAAUUUGAUCUGCCUGAAAUGACAAGUGAGCCAGAAGAUAGUCUAGGAAUACCGAGAUGUAUUGAAGACGAAAUUUCUAUAAAUAUCCCGCAAGAAGAUGUUGAUGCAAUUGACCACCUUAACAACGACCAACUGAUUGCAUUCAACACCAUAAUGGCCGCAGUUGAGGGAAGAGAAAGUGCAUUAUUUUUUAUUGAUGGUCCUGGAGGUACUGGGAAGACGUACUUAUAUCGUGCAUUGCUAGCAAACUUGAGAAGAAUGAAUCAUAUAGUCUUAGCCACAGCAUCAUCUGGAAUUGCUGCAAAUUUAUUGUCCGGCGGGAGGACAGCUCACUCUAGAUUCAAGAUUGCACUCAUUGUAGAUGCAUCAUCCAUGUGUUCCAUAAGUAAACAGUCUGCUCUAGCACGACUGAUACAAGAUUCCACUGCAAUUAUUUGGGAUCAGGCACCUAUGACACAUCGACAUGUGUUUGAAGCACUUGAUCGAACAUUUUGA